Messenger RNA from Phodopus roborovskii (desert hamster), 960 nucleotides. Its product is annotated as melanoma-associated antigen 11. NCBI's taxonomy places the organism in Eukaryota, Metazoa, Chordata, Mammalia, Rodentia, Cricetidae. The record is from RefSeq and is a predicted model, not a curated record. Gene Ontology annotation, cellular component: nucleus. Gene Ontology annotation, biological process: negative regulation of transcription by RNA polymerase II. Bases 1 to 960 code for a protein of 319 amino acids. The transcript has a single exon.
AUGGAUCCUACUGAGAACAGCCAGAGCCUCAACCUCCCUGACAGCACUCAGUUCCAAAGGGAGGCAAGGAGCCAGGAGGGUGCCCAGGUCCCUGUAGCUGAGGUGGGGGAGGCUGAGGCCACUGCCACCGCCUCAGGGGAUGUGUCUGCUGGAGGAAUGCUCAGUUCUCCCCAGAGGGCUGAGAGAGCCUCCUCUCCUCCCAAUGCCCUGGGCUCCAUUGCAGGGUUACUGUCUACUGAGGCCUCUGGCAACCCAUUAAGGAGAAUGGCCAACCUAAUGUUCAUCCCCCGGGAUAUACUAAACAGGAAAGUGAUGAGUUUGGUGAAGUUGCUGCUCCUCAAGUAUCAAAUGAACCAGCUGGCAACUAAGGCAGAAAUGCUGGACAGGGUCACUCCUGAUUAUGAGAUGUUCUUCCAUGUGAUCUCUUCGGAGGCCACUGAUUGCAUGUGGCUGUUGUUUGGCAUCGAGGUUAUGGAAGUGGACCCCCGUGUCCACUCCUACUCUCUUGUCACUGCCCUGGGGAUCACCUAUGAUGGGAUGCAGCAUGGUACUCCGGGCAUACCAAAGACAGGCCUGGUAAUAAUCAUGCUGUGUAUCAUCUUCAUAGGGGGCAAUUGUGUCAGCGAGCAGGAGAUUUGGCAUCUCUUGAAUUCCAUGGGGCUGUAUGCUGGGAGGAAUCAUUUCAUGUACGGGGAGCCCAGGAGCCUCAUCACUGAGCAUUUUGUGCAGGAAGGGUACUUGGAGUACAGGCAGGUGCCAGGCAGCAAUCCUCCUAGCCACGAGUUCCUGUGGGGCCCCAGGGCCCACGCAGAAACCACCAAGAUGAAAAUACUGAAUUAUUUUGCCAGCAUAGUUAGGCGGGAUCCCAGAUCCUACCCCUCCAGGUAUGCGGAGGCUUUGGCAGAUGAGCUACAGAGGCUCCGUGCCCGAAUCACCCAGCAGAGGAUACCACUGCCCUGA